CUCUCACAACAACGGCGAGGAAACCAGUUCUCUUGCCAAAUAAUGACACAUUUUCCAAAAUUGCUUCUUAAAUGUGAUGCUAACACAGGAUACUUUCAAUGUGCAUUCAAUCCGCUAUCUGGUCAAAGUUUACUACCGGGAGAGUUACGACUUUUUUGUUCAUUUCGACUACUUUGCUAACGUUUGUAGCAGGGUGUCAAGUUAGCCAAACAGCUAAUGUGACAGUAACUUCAGCUGGAACAAGAUUCACAGCAAGUGUUCAUACAUAGAGGACAAUGCCACGCUUGCAGUCUGGUGUGUGGAAGCAUUUUACCCCAGCCAUCAAAGAUGGGAGGGAAACCUUCAUGUGCAACUACUGUUCAAGGACAUACACAAAGAACGCCACCAAGAUGCAGAUGCAUUUGGACAAAUGCAAGGAGUACUCUGUGGUUUCACAGCAGUCACCAGGCCCAGAUGGGAGCUCCUCUGCCUCAAUCCCUGUUCCCUCAUUCUCCUUUUUACCAUCUGCCACUUCUGGGGGACCGUUUCUCAUUGAUUCAGUGGAUCAGCGCAGCCAGGCGUAUGCUGAUGAGAGCCUGGCGAGAGCUGUGUAUGCCACUUCCUCACCCCUCACUCUCACAGACAACAUUUAUUGGAAACGAUUUUUCAGCGUGCUCCGGCCUGCUUACUGCCCACCCACCAGAGAGGCUUUGUCCUCUCAUCUGUUGGACUGUGAGUAUGACAGAGUACAAAACCAGGUUCAGGAGGCAAUAGGGAAAGCAGACUGUGUCAGCAUCAUAUGCAGCGGCUGGUCGAACAUAAAAGAAUCCGGAACUAUCAUUUAUAUUGUGGCGACUCCUGUACCACUGUUCUAUAAAUGCACAAAGACAAAGGAGCAGAUACAUGCAAGCACAUUCAUUGCUGAGGAACUGAAAGAUAUCAUAAAUGAAGUGGGGCCUCAAAAGGUCUUUGCUAUCAUCACUGAUGACGCUCCAGAAAUGAUGGCAGCUUGGGCUCAAGUAGAGGAAGCCUUCCCACACAUAUCAGCUAUUGGCUGCACAGCAUGUGCCAUCCAGAAGCUCUUUGAUGACAUGGUGGCACAGCCGUCUAUUAAGGCACUGUGCAGGAGAGCUGAGCAGGUGGUAAGGUAUGUCAGAGAGCGAAAAAUAUUAGCAGAGACCUUUAGAUGCUGGCAGUCGACAAAGAUAAGAAACCACACGUCUAAUGGGACAACACUGGCUCUGCCUACAAGCUCUGACUGGACUGGUGUGCUUAACAUGUUCAGCAGCCUCCUGGAGGGUCAGAACUCUCUACAAGAGAUGGCCGUCUCACCCACACUGACUGUUGAGGCAUCCAUCAGGGCCACUUUACAGGAUUCUGCAUUUUGGAAAGGGUUGAGUAGCAGUCAAAACCUGCUGUACUUGAUUGGGAAUUCUGUUGAUUACAUGAAACGAGAAGAUGCUGUACUCUCUGGUGUUGUUGACAUGUUCAGUCAGUUAAGAUACCACAUUGGAGCCUCCCUGCCUGGGUCUGUGCUGCACAGUGGUGAACAGAAAGCUGUCAUGGCAUCAUUAGACAGGUGUCAGGAGUUCUGUGUAAAGCCCAUUCACGCAGCAGCGUACAUGCUGGAUCCAAAACAUGUUGGACAGCAGACACUCUCCGGGGAGCAGAUAAACAGUGCUUACUACGUGAUAUCCAGCCUGUCACACCAUCUAAAUCUUGAUGAGGGUAAGGUGCUUGGCAGCUUUGCCAGGUUCUCAGCCAAACAGGGACUAUGGAAGGGAGCUGGGAUAUGGAGCUCAUGCCAGCACGUGUCUGCAUCCACCUGGUGGAAAGGGCUGUGUUCCUCUGAGCCACUGUCCGCUGUGGCCUCUGCUAUACUCCAGAUCCCUCCAACAACAGGUGCUUGUGAGCAGCUGCGGUCUCGCUUCUGCAGUACAAAGGUCCAGGGCUCUCUCUCAGCUGACAGGUUGCAGAAACUGGUAGCAGUACAGGUCAAUCUCAACCUUUUAGAGCCAGGUGAUUGUGAGUUUGCUCCGCUGGAGAGUGAGGAAGAGAAGAAAAGUUCAUUUCAUUCUGAGUCUCAGUAAAAAGACAACUGAGAUAUCUGGAUAUUUGUGGAGCAGAUCAGGUGUUUCCCGUAGCAGUCUGCUGCUGCAAAAUUAUUGAAGUUUUUACCAGCUAUGUUUUGCUGGCCCUCUCUGUGUGCCUGUCAUUCAUGCAUCAUGCGUGGCGAGGGACUGGGCUGCUAUUUUUCUCCAAGUGAGGAAAUGUAAUAUUCUCAUGUAGCAUAACGCAGUUGAAAAUUGUAUACAUUUUUUCAUUUAAAGAUCCAAUCAUCACUAAAGUGAAUGUCAUGCAAGACAUCCGACAUCAGCUCAUGCAUUGAGUAACACGCAAGAAAACACUCCACCUUAAAAGUUGCCAGUAGCUGCUGGUAGCCUUUGAGUGAUCAAUUGCAUAAUUUUUUUUCAACCUUACUAUUGUCAACUGGUAGAGAUAAAAAAAAGAAGCAAAUCAUCCUUUCGUUCAUCAUUCACUCCUCUGACAGUUACUUUCUCUGUGAUGCAUUUGCAAAGACGCCUAAUAAACUUGGACAGUUUGUGCUGCGUCCACAGUGCAGCUGGAAAUGAAAGCUCGCUCAGCUACAUUUUCAUAGCCGAGCCUACAAUCUUAGUGAAAUGAAAUCGUUCAAAACACAAACUACUUGUGUUCAUUCUCCUAUAUUGUUUAACGCCAGGCUAAUACAACUACUACAACCUACUACAUCCAUGGUAUCAUCACAUACUGCUUAGCUAGAUGUUUGGCUGACUGCCACCUAAUAUUCUCAACAUUAUGUCAGUCUGACAUUUGAUCGUGUGGUCAGUUAUAGUUGAUUGACGUGUGUAAACUUGACACUGUAGUAACAGUGGUUACAUAACCUUCGAAACAAGCCACAAUUUAACUGUGGUGCACUCCGGUACGGAACAUAUAGCAUUAACCCCUCCCUGGGCCAAUCCUGCCACUACUGAUUAUAAUACUGAAGAAAAUACAAGGGGAAACACUGUUGACCACAUGGACUGUGAUUCUCACUCUUUGAGAAGGAAAUUUACAAUAGCCAAGUCCACAAAUAAACAGACAGCUUUUUAAUUAAUUUAAUGAUUAAAUGUAAAUUAAUUAAAAUUAAAUGUAAAUUUCUCAUGAAAUGUUUGAAGUUAGGCUGAACUUCCUCAGCUGUGUUUCACUGUGGUCACAUUCCUCUCUUCACUGCAAGGCCUGUGAAAAAAUGAAAUGCAUAAAGAGUGAAUGAAUCACACACUUUCAAGUGUUUUAACAAACACAAUUUGUAUUCAAGUAGUAGGUUUGUUUUGUUUUUUUUAUCAGUUUCAACUAGUAUGUGUCAACUUUAUAAUCACAACAUGAAAUAUUAACAGACAAGAGGUUGAAUCUUC
Messenger RNA from Seriola dumerili (greater amberjack), 3410 nucleotides. RefSeq lists its product as uncharacterized. The coding region runs from base 276 to 2069 and encodes 597 amino acids. NCBI's taxonomy places the organism in Eukaryota, Metazoa, Chordata, Actinopteri, Carangiformes, Carangidae. The record is from RefSeq and is a predicted model, not a curated record. Gene Ontology annotation, molecular function: DNA binding. The transcript is spliced from 2 exons.